Messenger RNA from Kogia breviceps (pygmy sperm whale), 899 nucleotides. It is a transcript of the gene MRPL54, whose product is annotated as mitochondrial ribosomal protein L54. Lineage: Eukaryota; Metazoa; Chordata; Mammalia; Artiodactyla; Physeteridae. Gene Ontology annotation, cellular component: mitochondrial large ribosomal subunit. The record is from RefSeq and is a predicted model, not a curated record. Gene Ontology annotation, molecular function: structural constituent of ribosome.
AAACGUGCACGUGCAGGCGGCCGGCAUACGUCAUGGCGACCAGGCGCCUCUUCGGUGCUACGUGGAGCUCGGCCGGCUGGCUGGUUCGGGAGCUCCCGGACCCCGCCGCUUCUGUAAGACUCCACGUACGAGAUUAUGCCAAGAGACCGGUCAUUAAGGGGGGCAAAGGCGCUGUGGUCGGUGAGGCCCUGAAGGGCCCAGAGGUGUGUACAGACCCCAUCCGGCUCACCACGCACGCCAUGGGUGUCAACAUCUACAAGGAGGGCCAGGAUGUGGUCCUGAAGCCGGAUUCCGAGUACCCAGAGUGGCUGUUCCAGAUGAACAUGGGUCCCCCAAAAAGUCUGGAGGAGCUGGACCCCGAGACCCGGGAGUACUGGCGGCUGCUGCGGAAACACAACAUCUGGCGCCACAACCGGCUGAGCAAGAACCAGAAGUUCUAGCGGGGGAGGGACCAGAGCACCCUGACCCUCCAGUGACCUGGAGGAGAUGCGGUGGGUUGGGGGUACCUCCCCCAGCCCACCCCCUGGACUUUUUAUUUUCUGGAAAAACAGACUUCUCCGAGAACAGAGGAGACUACCCCCUCACUGGGGUUACUGGGUAGCCCCUGCAUUGAGGCUGAAUCAGGGCCCUGGGGGCCAAUAAAGACUUCUUGGGGCAGUUGUUGGCAGGCUCCGAUGCCUCUGGGUGUUGUCACAUGUCGGGGCCAGGAGGGACUUGGGGCAGGCAUUGGGGAGGUGGGCACUUCAGACCCAGUGGUCCCAUGGCCCAGCCUCCACCCUCAAUGAUUGCUAGGCGUCUGCAGGUCCAUCUUCUCGUGGCCUCACUGAGCUGCUCUCCCUCAUUCCUGGAAUUCCUAGCGUUGCCCAAGAGGCCUCAAUCUCUAUCCUCGAAGGGGAGGG